Peniophora sp. CBMAI 1063 is the source of this 2676-nucleotide messenger RNA. The record is from the annotation of a GenBank genome assembly. Lineage: Eukaryota; Fungi; Basidiomycota; Agaricomycetes; Russulales; Peniophoraceae.
AUGGCUACUCAUACGGUCAACGAUCUCCCGACGCGUGGGGCUCGGGAGGCACCACACUUCAAUGGCUCUGAGCCGUCCGAGAUUUCACGCUACUUCGACGACUGCGAGGCUCUCGCCGGCAAGUACAACCUCACGAGCGACGAGGACAAGACACGAACAACCCUGCGUUACAUCUCCGCGAACGUGUUGCGGGUGUGGGAGAAUAUGCCAGAGUAUGCUCGUCUACCCCAGGCAGUCACGGGUACACCUCCACCACCUGGCACAACGACCCCCACUGCGUAUGCGGAUUGGCGCAAGGCGGUCGUGGACCUAUACCCCCAAUCGUCUGCAUUGAUGGUUGGUGUGCCGGAUCUAGAGGCAUGGGCGGUCAAGACGAGGACUUUCGGACGUUUCGCGACGAUCGCGGACCUGGCGGACAUGUGGCGCGAAUUUCUAGCCAUUAAGGGACCCUUGGUGCGGCGGAAGGUGAUAGAGGAGAGCACGGCCGACCGGCAGUACGAGGAGGCCUUCCCGAAAGAGCUCGCUGCCCGUAUACGAGCGGAUUUGCGGGUGAUCCCUGCGAACGUGGCGCGCGAGCCAGGAGUCCCAUACCCUGCCGAGCAAUUCUACCAACGUGCGCAGUACGCGGUUCGGGACAUGUCGGUGCCGAGUUCGUCCUCAGCGGGUGCUUCUGCGGGGUCUGUUGCGGUGAAGACGGAGAUGACGGAUAUCCUGUCUAUGUUCGCGGCGAUGAUGAAGGAAAACCGCGAGGUUGAGCACGAACGGCGCGAACAGGAACGGCGCGAGCGCGAACGGGAGCGCGAGCAAGAACGGCGGGAGCGGGAGAUGGAUAAGGAGAGGAUGCGGAACAUGGAGCGCCAGAUGACCACAACCCUGACGGCGCUGCAGCAUAUCGGCUCGAUCGGCGGUGGGGCAGGUGCAGGAGGGUAUGGGCAAGGUGGCGGCGGAAGCGGAUAUGGUGCUGGUGGUGGAGGAUAUGGCGGAGGAUGGCCCGCGAGAGAUGCACCCCCGCAUAACAGCGGUCGGGGUCCAGCAGGCCAGUACGGCGGCACUUUCAAUAACCGGCCCGAUCAUUGCUUCCACUGCCAGAAGUCGGAGGGUCACUACGCUCGCGACUGUCCCAUGGCGGCUGCUCUCGAGAAGGAGGGUCGGGUGACGCGCGACGACCGUGGGCAGUGUCUGAUCGCGGGGACGAGUAUUCGGGUAGGUGGAUGGAUGCAGGGUGUCACGCUCGAGGACAAGAUCGCGUGGUACGAGCGGCAGCACGGGCUCGCGGGUGGCGCAGGUGCCAACAGCUCGAACCAGCCGGCCGCGCGGCAGUACGCGCUCGAUAUCUCUCCGGCGGCAACAUCGGGAACUACGGCAGCUGGGUUCCAUGCGGACAAUGCGCGCGGGGACCAGGCAACGGGCGUAGAUGUGCUCUCCCGGCGCGAGCGAGUCGAAGAGCUCGUGCGCGAGCUUCGGUCAUUGGGUGCCUCCGAGGAUGACCUGCCCGGAGAUGUCAGUGCCAACGCGUUCGUGCAGACGCGGCGCGGGGCCGGCGUAGACGUACCGGGGGCGAGCGCGAGUGCGGGACGAAGGAGGGAGGACGCGGACAGGCCGAGCGCGGACACGGCGAAGGAGGACGCGUCACGCGUGACCGUUGGUUCAAAAUCGCGCGACGCGACGGAUCGCGACUUUCCUUCAUCCGCCCACAUCGAGGUCGUUGACGAGGAGGUCGAGCACCCAUUAACACUGGUGCCCGACGCGAAUUAUGAGCCAGAGCUUGAGGUCGCGAAGUUGAGGCAGGCUGCCGAGGCGGCGGCGAAGAAAAUGGCGUCGGGCGAGGUGGCGAGUGAAGCUAAGGGCUUGCUCCGACGAGUGCUGGACUCGAAAGUCGAGUGUUCGUUGGAGGAGCUGCUGCAUAACUCGCCGCCCGUUGCACGCGCGGUCCGUGAGGCGGCAACGCGUAGACGGCCGGUUGUGCAAGAUGUACCGGUUCAGGAUGUGGUCGUGGACACCAUGCUGCAGGGCUUCGGCCAGGCGGCGUUCGAUGCCGACGAAGUGUUGCCCUUCCCCGGGGAGUCACCGGUGGUGGUAGCCUCGUUUGCGUUUGACUCCAAUGCACGCCCCAUCGCCGAUGACGACCCGGCUAUCGUACGCUCAGAUGUGGACAUCGAGGCGGAACGCAUGGCGAAAGAGGGAAAGGUGUUGGAGGUUAGACGUCUGGAUGGCGAGUUGAGGACGGGCAAACGUAUCGCCGAGUUACGGGCCAUCCUCAUGAGCAUAGGUGGUCGAGGCUUGGUAGAGUGUAUACUCGACCCUGGUUCGGCCAUCGUGUCCAUGUCGGAGGUGACGGCGGAGGCGUUGGGUGUCCUAUGGAACCCAGAUAUCCAGAUUCGGAUGCAGUCGGCUAACGGGAAGUUCGACAUGACGUGCGGAAUGGCCAAGAAUGUGCCCUGUCGUAUCGGGGAGUGCACAUUCUAUCUGCAGGUUCAUGUCGUCAAGUCCAAUGCGUACAGUGUCUUACUCGGUCGGCCCUUUGACCUCCUCUCCGAGAGCGAGAUCAAGAACUACUCGGAUGGCCGCCAACACCUUACGCUCACGGACCCGAAUACGUUGGUCAGGACUGCAAUCUUCACCCACCCGCGCGGCAAGGCCCCGGCGAAGGAGGAUUUUCGGGACUCGAUGAUCUGA